UUUGUUGUUUUUCUCAAAACAAAAACAUGUCUUCUCAUCUGACAUCACUGAUCAUACCGAGAAAAACUGACUGAAGUCUCUCCAGUCAACCAAACGAAACAUUUCAAUGAAACUCGUGUACUGGAAUGGGAUAUUUUGCUCGUCUCGACAGUGACUGAAGCCGAGACGAGACGAAUUACUCGCUCGUUUUCUGGAAUAGGGCCCAUGAUAGUAAAUAAUUAGUAAAAAUAUUCUUCGUUUCAUUUUUCUGGAGCUCGAAAAAACGUCCGAAAUUCGUGUCUCUACACUAGAAUACCCCUUUCACACGUUAGGACCCGGAUUGUUCUUGUUGCGUUUUAAAUUGAGUCCGCGUCAAGAUUAUUUGCACAAUAUCAGUGUCGGUCCCCGCUCCCAAAGAUAUUUAUUGUAUAAAAGGAAAUUUGUCAAAAAUUCAUCUAUAAAGUAGUCGUAUAUCGUAAAGCAACCGAAAAUAAACCAUAUUUUUUUAUUUCCUUAUUUUGUAACUGUUAGUCCCAGCGAUUAACGUUUUCUAACGAAAAGCUCAACGUCAGUCCUUAGUGACCCACACGGCGCUCAACGUGUUAGGUAUUUUUUCCUUACGAAUAAACUCGAGUUAAAUAAAUGUUGAACAUUCCUCAAGAUUGGGAAAAGGUAUGGCAAAGUUCUUUAACAUUGUACUUCUUCUUGGUUGCUAUUUAAAUUUUGUGCGUUCAUACCACAUAACAUAAAUUCUACCCAAAUUCUUAUUUUCUCAGAAUUCAAUUUUUUUUGUAACCCUCAUUUGAAAAACGCCGCCCAUUAUUUUUCGCUGGGCCCGGCGAAGAAACGUCACACUGAACUCCGUUCUGUGAAGGGGAUUUGAAUUGAAUUCUUCAAUCAAAACAUCAAAACAUUUGUUCUUGUUGGGAAAUCCCGACCGAUUUCACCACUAAUGUCCUCGUUUGGACUCGAGGGCUGUUUCACCUGCCUCCGGCAGACGGAAAACUUCCAUCGCAUUACCGACCACGACGAUGUGAGCGGUGAAAACAUUGAAGCGAUCUUCGCGCAGCACUUUUGGUUUACCAAAGACGAUUAUAGGAAUCGGAUCGUUUGUACCAGCUGCUGGGAGAAAAUUGAUGAAUUCCACAAGUUCUAUUGUCAUGUGGAGAAAAUUCAUGGGACCUCACAAUUAGCCGAGAUUAAGUCGGAACCUUCCACGGAGGAGAUUAUUUUUGAGCUUGGAUUGACGGGGAAGGAUGUCCAUGAUGAUGAAUGUGAUAAAAAGAUUGAAAACCCGGAAGAAGAAAAGCAGUUAUCUAAAAGCCUUAUCUUCUGCGAGCCAAUUUGCGAACUAGCAACGGAACAAUCGUUGGUUGCAGGAAAUGAGAAUGAAUCGGAGAUUAAUGGUGACGGAGAUGGUACGGUAGGCAACGACUUUCAACUAACGGACUCUAGCGAUGAAUCCAGUUCUGUCAGUUCCUCCGCUUCGGAAGAUAUCCCAUUGGUGAGACGAUUAGCCACCCGGAAAAGAAAACGAACUGAAGAGACUAAGGGUCAACAUGUGUUCACUUGUCACAUUUGCAUCGAAAGUGGUGUGGAAGAUGGGGAAAAAUUCAGAACAUUCUAUCGAUUGAAUGCUCACUUCAAGAAAGAGCAUAACAUGAAUGGUUACAUAUUUUGCUGCAGUCGAAGGUGGUCCUCAAGAAAGGCUUUUGUUGAACACUUCGAUAAUCACGAAGCAACGAAAGUUGAUCAGAAACGAUGUUUAGAGUGCAACUGUUUGUUUAACAAUGAGAGCAGCUACGCUAAGCACAUGUAUUUGGUGCAUACGCCGGAGGACCAGAAGCAGUUCAGGUGCGAUCGAUGCUCAAAGGCUUUCGCUGCCGAAGAUCUUCUCAACAGUCACAUCAAUUGGCAUGAAGAGGUAGAGAAAAAGAAUCAUCACUGCCCGAUGUGCAAUAAAUAUUUUUUCAACGCUGGCUAUUUGAAGAAACACAAUUUGAGCCAUCAUAAGAUUAGCAAGCAUGCGGCGGUGACGACAACAUCGACAGUAGAAAAAGUGUUGGUCAGCAAGAAGGAGGAGAUCCCCAAAAAGCGAAAGAGAGGGACACCUGCGGACGUUGCCAAGCAGGAUGAACUUAUUCGUGGGUUUAUUACGUUGAGCUGCUCGAAAUGUGAUUUUAUAGGGCAAACAUUCAAAGAGCUCUCCGAACAUGCAUUAGUUGUUCAUCAAUUGACGACUCCUUCGGUGGUAUGUUGCGAUAGACGAUUCGGUAAGCGACUUCGGCUGUACGAGCAUUGCCUCCGACAUCUGAAUCCGGACCACUUCAAGUGUGAGCUGUGCGGAAAAGCCUUCACUGAUAGCUCCGGCUUGCAGCAUCACAAGUGGUGGAUACAUACACCUGUCUCGGAGCGGCCGUUCAAGUGUGACAUCUGUGGGGAUGCUUUUGUGAAGGAUUACCUCCUCAAGCAGCACAUGGACAGACAUAUGGACAAGGAACGCAAAACGCAUUCCUGCGAGCUGUGCAACAAAACCUACACAAAUUCGCUGCAGCUGAAGUCACACAUGCAGAAGCUGCACGGAGCGGUCAGUAAUUGGGUUUGUGAUGUUUGUGCCAAAGGUUUCACCCACCGGGCUCUACUGGAAGACCACCGAAAGACUCACACCGAGGAGGGUUUGGCGAGCUUGAAAAUGCAAUGCGAGAAAUGCAACAAAUGGCUAAUCAAUAAGAGAGGCUAUCUACGGCAUAAAAGACGCUGUUUCGACAAUGGACCAGCCACGUGCGAUGUUUGUGGUGUAGUGUCGGUAAAUGAGGCCUCACUGGCAGCGCACAAAAAGCUACAUCAUUCACACCGUCCGAAAUUCACCUGUACAUAUUGUGGGAAAGAGUUUAAAAAGCAGCUUCGAUUAAAGGAACACGAAGCAUCCCAUGCAGGAAUCGUUUUGUAUAAAUGUCCAUACUGUCCCCGAAUGUGCAAUUCCAGCUCCAACAUGUACACUCAUAAAAAGACGGCCCAUCCUGAGCAAUGGGCAGAAGCCAUGGCUGCUCGUGAUGGCCCAAGCUAGAGUGUUGAAUACUCUCUCAGAAAUAGAAAUAUAUAGAUAUAUUUUUAGUAAAUUGUAUAAAAUACGAUUUUUUAUAGGAGAAAACCUUCCUUCAUUUGUCUUGAACUAUUGUAUUGAUUAAAUAUACGAGCCAUUUAACUGCCAUCA
Molecule: messenger RNA, 3193 nt
Organism: Toxorhynchites rutilus septentrionalis
Lineage: Eukaryota; Metazoa; Arthropoda; Insecta; Diptera; Culicidae
Product: transcription factor grauzone-like
Exons: 5
Coding region: 932-3046 (704 amino acids)
Cellular component (GO): nucleus
Molecular function (GO): zinc ion binding
Source: RefSeq, a predicted model, not a curated record